AUGCCUAGGGGGUCUCUUAUCAAAAUUAUCCCCAGGCUUGCAUGCGAAGUAACGAAGUAUAUUGGACGCAUGAUAUACGGAGUAUGGCGAAGAGCAAGCAGUUGGACCACUCAUGGCUCGCAUGCUGGCUUUCAUCCAUGCAUGGCUCCCCUGACAAUCACACACCUUAGCCAGUCAGCUUGCAUGAACCAGCCAAGGACGCUGCACCACUCGCUACAUUUUGAGUUCGGAUUCUUCAGGCCAUCUGCUUGCCGAUUCGCUGUUACAGGGUCAAUGCAGGAUCAGGACGGAGGUCAACCAUGCCUGGUCCAAACAAGGGAACAGAGGCCUCCAGUCACCGCAUCUGCGGUCUGAUCAUUGGCAGUAACCGCCAUGGCUCCUCGCCUCCACCGAUGCAUGCAUGGACAGACUCCUUCGUACAUAGCCUUUUAUAUUUAAACUGGCCAUGGCGCCACUGGUAUCUCCAUUCGAGAGAUAUCUGCAGAGCUAUCAAACCAUCUUACUUGCCUUUCGAUCCGUCAUUCUACAUAAAUCUAUUUUUGACCUUCUCGGCCUGGGUUCUAAAUGGCGUUCUGGAGCAUUUAGCCGAGCGGGCUUCACACGUUCUUGCAUCUGGGCACAUACAUAUAGCCACCUUGACCCCUUGAAAAGCAACCUGGUCAAGCCCUGCAAACCCCUUGCCAAAGCCGUCGCGUCCCUCAUAUUUUAGACAGACUUCAGUUUUCUGAGAGAGAUGAACACACAUAUCAGAAUCUCUGUACAUUUACUGUCGACAUCGCUAUUCGCGACACAGCUUAGGUGACCUUGGCUCAACGGGCAGACAGCGGUAGCGCAACUGUCGCGCAUCUGCCGUACGCCUGUCAUUGUGUCGUCAACGCCGCUGGACGGUGUCUGACGACUCCAACAGUUUUCGACGUGGUUCUUCUUGUUUAUAGAUACCCUCAACGAUGCCGGUCAUCGCUAUAAUAUUAAUCUGGCUUUAUGCCUUGACUCUGAUACCACAUUCGGUGGCAUACAACAUUCCGAUAGACCAUAUACUUAGUUCAAACACACCGACGGCCUCUUCAAGGUGGCAAGCUGACUCGCCGCAACCCUCUCCCGCUUCAUCUCAGCGAAGGUCAACGAUGAGUCCUCGGCCGGACGCUAAGUACGCAUUUGAUGAAGAACAGUUCAAUGCUACAACCACAUCGACAUGUGAGGAUGCAUUAGGGAGUUUGAAAUCAGUGUCCAACCCUUCCGGGAUAGCCGCAUGCUUCAACGUCGCAUUUCUAAACGAAGAAACAAGCAUAUUCGGGGCCGAUGUCAAACUAUACUAUGUCUCCCAGGCGCACGGAGAAUUCACCAGUACUAAAUGGGAAGAUUUUAAUAUAAAACUGGGCUCGCGGCUUAUAGAAUUUUCGGGGAUGAACCGAGUUUUUCAGAACACAACUUCAAAUUCCACCACAGACUCGCCCUAUCUGGUGAUGCAGUGGCGGUACAGCGGCAGGGUAAACGAGAUUAUCCCACUAAAGAAGUUGUCCCUUGAUGAACAUCGCUAUCUUCUCGCCCCUAACAUAUCAAUCAUAACAAAAUCUCCGAGCCAGCCCAACACUAUCACCGACACAAGCCUUGCUCCCGACAUCCUCUCAUAUACUACUGGCUACUUAGCCAAUGACGCCAACUCACCAUAUAAUAUGACGGCCUCUGAGGUCAAAACCCAGCUGACGAACAUACUAAUUGCAACCUUGGACUUUGAAGUACCCGGCAUAGGCUUGGGUAUAUUCCCCACGGGCCUUGUUGUAACCAGUGUGUGGGCGGGGUUAUUCCUAGCCAUUGUUGGCUACGGAACAUUCGAGCGUAAACAGUAUCGCUCUUUUCAUGAACGAAGGUUGAAAUAUGCUGCCUCUACAAGAGGGUAUGGUAAUCGGCCUGUUGUAUCUUAGCUUUAAUGACUUUACUGCAGAAAGAAUAUUUA
This is a messenger RNA of Trichophyton rubrum CBS 118892, 1954 nucleotides long. RefSeq lists its product as uncharacterized. NCBI's taxonomy places the organism in Eukaryota, Fungi, Ascomycota, Eurotiomycetes, Onygenales, Arthrodermataceae. The coding region runs from base 948 to 1922 and encodes 324 amino acids. The transcript is spliced from 2 exons. The record is from RefSeq and is a predicted model, not a curated record.